Molecule: messenger RNA, 4023 nt
Organism: Ruditapes philippinarum (Manila clam)
Lineage: Eukaryota; Metazoa; Mollusca; Bivalvia; Venerida; Veneridae
Product: melatonin receptor type 1B-A-like
Exons: 8
Coding region: 229-1413 (394 amino acids)
Biological process (GO): G protein-coupled receptor signaling pathway
Cellular component (GO): membrane
Molecular function (GO): G protein-coupled receptor activity
Source: RefSeq, a predicted model, not a curated record
AUAUAACGGAAAUUGGUUUAACUAUUCAUUGUUUUAGUUUUGAUAAAACGUGUUUGUAGAUUUUUUAAGUAUUUGGAUUUGUUGACUACACGAUUUUCAAGAUGACUAUGCUUGAUCGAAAGCCUGGAGUUCGUUGAAGAAGUAAUCGGCUGCCUGAGCGAGUCUGUCUUUUCUGGCUUAAAUACAACAAUUUCUUCAACCAUUCAGACCAUUUGCAAUGAAACUACAAUGGAAAAGGUUGAGGCCUAUGUGAGACCAUUAUGGGAGGUUGACUUUGUAAUGGCUCUGAUUUACUGCUGUUUAGUCGGCGUUGCUCUCUCCGUCGGCACGGUCGGAAACAUCCUGAUUCUGAUUGUUACAGCCGGUACCAGGACAAUGAACAGAGUCGGGCGGGAUUUUGUGAUAAACCUAGCACUUGCUGACCUCUGCGUGGCGGCCGUAGCGGACCCGAUGUGCAUUCUAGGUGUUAUAAAAGGUGAAAAAUGGUUCCAAAGCCGUUGGAUUUUGUGUGAACUGGUUGCCAGCAUGUGCCUUACAGCCUGCUUCUGCGCGUUCCUCAGCCUCACUCUGAUGUCAGUCAAUCGAUACGUUUUCGUCUGCCAAAACAAGUGGUACCAAAAGAUAUUUCGACGACCAGUUUGUAUCGGAUUGUGCAUGUUGUGCUGGAUAUCGGCGUUUCUAUUUGAGUUUCCGAACUUUAUUGGCUGGGGAGGCCAUUAUUUCGACGAGAAGAACCAGCAGUGUAUUUGGGACAGGACUGCAAGUUUCUCGUACACGGUGUUUGUUUCGGCUGGGUUGAUCGGAGGCCCUCUGCUACUUAUGGGUCUCUGCUUCAUCCUAGUGUUCCGGAAGAUUUGGUUGACAAAGAAAAACGUGUUCUCACUGGACCAGGAAGAUCCUCUCAGAAUGCGCCGUGUGUGGCAAGAAGCACUGCGAUCUUCACGUACGCUGGUAAUCAUCUUUGCGGCCUUCGUCAUCUGCUGGACACCGUACGCUAUCCUCACGGCACUGGAUGUAAAUGACACGUUCUCUACAGAAGUUCACUUGUUUGCCACCAUGCUGGCCCAUCUACAUUCAAGCCUGAAUUUCACUAUCUACAUGCUUACAAACAAGAGGUUCCGACAAUCCGUGUUCUCCCUAUUCCGCUGCAGCCUCACCACAUUUACCUACAGAAGUUCAACCGACAACGACAAGACUUUGGAAACAGCUUCUUCGAAGAGCGACAGGACUGUCAGUGAACUGCCAAGGAAAUAUUACAUCAACGCAGCACUUCAGCCCGAGAAAUCCCUCAAAAACGGAUUCUCUGACAUCGGGUUUGUUGAGAAGGGAAGUGAAGAUGGCACGAUAAACAAUGACAUGAUGAACGAGAAGAACUGUAUUAAUGGGACAUAUGACGACGUCCAGAAAUACUAGCAUUCUCCCUUUUAUAAAAAAAAUAUACAAAUGAGCAAGAAAAAGACAGUGCAGUCAAUAUGAAAUAAAGGGCUGGAAGAAAAACAUUUUCUCCAAUCAAUCAAUUUCAAUAAAACAGUUGUAUAAAAAUAGUAAUAUUCAUUCAAUGCUGGAAAAAAACAUAACAUUAGAUAUUCAAGUCAUAAUUAUCGUGUUUACUUAAUUAAGGAAAUCCACGUGUAAUUAACUCAUAUAAACACGUUAUUUCACAUUUCGUAGGUCUUGGCGAAGGCUUAUUCGAUCUUGAUAAGACACGAAGAGUGGCGAAAUUUACCGGACUUUACGGAGCUUUUAAUGGCUGUUUUACUUUUCUCGUUGUUUACGUUAUUUGAUACAACAUUGUCUACAUUAUGUAAGGCAUGACGUAGAAUGGACCUUUACCUGUCAUUUAUGUCUGGUGCAUUGUUACAAUUUUAAUAAGCAUAAAGGCAAAACAACAAAACAACUUUAAUGAAAUGAUUGGCUUGUUUUAUGUGAAAGUGAUGAAUCGUAUUUUUAAAGUCCUUCCCAGUGCGAUACAGUUUUGUACUUACAAUGACUUUUCAUUUAUAUAUUUAUUAUGCGCACGUGAUAUUCUGGGGAAAAUUCCCGCGUAAUAUGUUUCGUGUUGUAUUCAUACGCAAUAUUAGAUUUUGCCCCAACCCCUACUUAAUUUGUAGUAACAAGAUGUUCAGCGUUUCCUUCUGCGGCCCGGAUGGUUUGUAUUUUAUUUUGAAGUCUUGGAAAUGUGUAUACACAAAAUGAUUAAAUGAUAUAAGAAAUCCCUGUAUACUUCCGUCCAUUUAAUACAUUCAGUUAUAUUAGUAGUACUAGUGUUUUUCUCUGAAUGUUUGAGUAUGCGGUAUCCUUUCACGAUUUUAAUCGUCCGAUCUAAUAUGUUCUCAAAUAGAACUUUUGAAUGUACAGCGAGCAAUAACAUAUAUUUUACAUGUACGGCGGCUGAUUUACAAUGUAUUCAAAUAAUAAUUAUUUUUAAAAGUAAAGCGACCGAUAAAUAGAAGUUAGUUUUCAUGAACAGGACCGAUCUACUAUGAAUUCAUGUACAGCGAUCGAUCUACAAUUUAAUGUAUUCAAUAGUAGUUAGUUUUCUGGUAAAGCGACCGAUCUGCUAUAUAUAUAUAUGAAUUCAUGUUGAGCGAUCGAUCUACAAUUUAAUGUAUUCAAUAGUAGUUAGUUUUCUGGUAAAGCGACCGAUCUGCUAUAUAUAUAUAUGAAUUCAUGUUGAGCGAUCGAUCUACAAUUUAAUGUAUUCAAUAGUAGAAAGAGGCCGAUCUACUAAAACAUUGAAUAAUUCAGGUACAGCAAUCGAUCUACAAUGUUUUCAAAUAGUAGUUAGUUUUCAUGUACAAAGACCGACCUACAAUAUAUCUACAUACAUGUAGUAGUUAUUUUCCGUAUUACAAAUUACUGAUCGAUUUACAAGGUAUUAAAAUAAUACUUAUUUUUUCAUUGUUUUCAAAUAGUAGUGCAAACUUGACAGACCCUGAUGAAAGUGCAAAAAAUUGAAUGCGGAUAAAAUUAUUCCCUCAGCAUCAAUUGUGCUUAAACCACAUCAACUUGUGAUGUUUGUUUGUGUUUUUGUAAAUACAUUCAUUGUAAUUAUUAUGCAUGCUAGUUGUAAAUGAAAGAUUUUCUGUACUGAGAAAAUGUUCACAAAGAAUAUCCAUGCUUAAGAAUUCUUCAUUAUUUACCAUGUAUAUUUUUAGUUAUCAAGAUUUUGACAGGUUAUAUGUGCCAGUAUAAACGUUUGUUAUAUGGGAAACAACUUACAUGUCCAUAUAACCCUGUGUAUAUUCGGCCAUAUAACCCUUUGCGAAUUUAUAAUGCAGCACAAUUGCAAUAAUUGCCUUUACAUCAUUUCCCAUUACAUCAUAUAUUUAUAUCAGCAGUUUAGAAUAUAUAAACAUCGCGAUUAUCGAAUGAAAACCGAUGUUACAUAAGGAAAAUGUUAUUAAGCUGUUUUAGUGAUAUCGGCACAUUAAAAAAGGUUGAUUUUGUGACGGUAGAUUAACACUCCGUGCAAAUGCUUUAUUUGGUGUAUUCCUUCCUUUGAUUGUUAAAAAAGUCAGUCUUUCAGGAGCCGUGUAUAAUGAUAAUAUGAACAGUAAAAUUGUCCAAUGAAAGUCGAUUUUUACAAACGGGCAGUUUGAAAUCAUAGCAGGGCUACAAUAUACAAAUAAUAUUCUUGAUUAUUCUUUGUGAACAUUUACAAAUGUACACUUAUGUCAAAUUUAUAUGAUUGUUUAUUAUAUGUUUAUUUCAUAGAUAUCUUAUAAGGAACAUUCCAAUAUGUACAUAAUAUAGAAAGAAUAAUGUAACUUUUUACUGCUUUUUUCAUAUUGAUAAAUAAGUGUGAGGUUUAAAAUCUGACAAAUAAUCACAUUAUAUAUGAUGAUAUCAAUAAUUUAUAAGGUUAAAGAAAAAAAAUUACUUCUUGCAAUAUGUGUUCGUUAUCUAGACAUUACUUGAUACUACUUUACACCACAAUGCGGGACAUUAGACAUAUUCCUCCUUUAUAAUGUAGAAAAAAAACUACAAUACUGGUAUUUCUGUAAAAUGGGUGAAUUCCUU